AUUUGCAAAAAUAGACAACAAUUACAAGCCAUUUUCCAUUUUUCCGUUGCUCUGUUUUAACACUGAAAAGGAAUUAACCACAUGUACACAGGCCGAAAAUCUAUUUGUUCCAUUGUUCUUGUUUAUGUAUUUUUUUUUAAAUCAACUCCAAGCAAUGAGUGAAAAUGAGUCACAUUUUGGUUUGGGUUGUGUGUAAUUCACUAUGCAAUGAUGGGUCAUAUUCAUCUAAAUGUUCACCGAAUACACAAGGUUCAGGGUUCAUCAUCUAGAAUUCAGGAAUUCAGUUGUAUGCACGUUGGAUAAUUGUCCCAUGCAAUUGUUUACAAGAAAGCAGGAUGUAACAUAAAUAUCAAGAUCCUAAGUGAAGGUACAUGAAUUCAGGGCCUGCUCAUCUGUUAAUAACCUGUUAUAGUUUCAUGUACCUAUAAUCACUAGAUGGCGCUGUGGUACAGCUUUAAGGAGGAUAUACACAGAACUACACAGAACUCAGUAAAUGUAUAUUUAUAGACUUGCAAAGGUUACAAUCAAGUGAUCAGAUUAUUCAUCAAGGUAGCAAGUGAGUACAAGUUCCCAACAAAAUAACUGAAUGAUGUGAAAAUACAUAUAGGUAUGGUGUUGAUCAAACAUAUGUCAUACAAACAAUUCAUUGCGCUGUCAAUACGUAUGUUGCAUUACAUAAGUGUAAAUAGAUUUGUAUUGGAGUGUUUACUCUUUCUUUUUUUGUACAUUUUAUGUGAGACUUGUACAUUUCAAAAUUAGAUAUAAUAGGGUAUAACCAAAUUUAAAAUAUAUGUUUAUCCGGCAAUUUGGAAAGGGUGUCAGACCAUUAAAAUCAGCCUGGCGUCUCUGAUGAGCAUUAAUGAGUUGAGAGAAGAAGAGUGUUGGAUCAUGCCAACGCUGAGGAGCUACACAAAGAGUACACAAGACUGUUUAAUUGCCAAUUAGAAUGACACAAAACUACUCACGAAAUGUAUAAAUGUGCACAGAGCUUCGCAAGGGCUUUGGUGCCUUUUCUGUGAAGUCAUUAGACAUUCUGGGCACUUGCUACUCUUGCUCUGAGAGAGAGAGAGAGAGAGAGAGAGAGUACAGAGAGAGAGAGCGAAGAGAGAAUGGAGAGGGAAAUAAUCUAUUCCCUUGAGGCAGCAGAACCAACAUUUGAAGAUUCAAUCCUUUAUAGGUGUUUCAUGAUCCUUCAGGUGAACUAUUUGUUGUUAAAAAUCAAUUAAAAAAUCAAAUCUGUUGAUGGGGGCUGUAUUUCACUUGCCUUAUUUUAUCCCCAUUUACAAAUAGAGCAGUUAUCACAGAGCUUAAGAACACCUGGGCUGUUUUUAUAGUUAUGCCUGUUAUGUGUGGCACAGAAGAAAGUACACAGAGAGACUAAUAAGAAUUGGCAGCACACUCGCCAGACACAACUGUGCAGGGACUGUGUCUUAGCAAAGUCCCGGCUGCCGUGGUAACGGUAAAAAAGAGUGCUGCAACCCGAAAGGAGGCGAUCUCAUAACAAGGGGGCGGGAGGCAGAGGAAAGGGGGAAGAGGUGGGGUGCACGAGAAAGAGGGCGAGAGAGGGAGAGAGAGAGAGAGAGAGAGAGAGAGAGAGAGAGAGAGAGAGAGAGAGAGAGAGAGAGAGAGAGAGAGAGAGAGAGAGAGAGAGAGAGAGAGAGAGAGAGAGAGAAAGAAAGACAGACAGAUGGGGGAAAAUAAUGGAAAUAGGGGUAGAGAUAAGACAGGAGAGAGAAAAACUGCAGGGGAGUCUCUCCAGUUUGAUAGGAAGAGUGUAGCGUAGAAGAGGUGCUCAGAGCAGUUGACUGGCCGUGCACUCACAGCACAGCCUCUCAAUCAGUGCACUUGGCUAUGCUUAUUCAGGAAAAACACACACACAUACAAAAACACACACAAGGAGGAAGGAGCUGGGAGCUGGGAAGGCAGCCCAGGAGAAGGAAACCAAAUGGGGCAGAGCGCCUGAGUUUAAGAUCCAGCAGCUGUCUCAAGGGGGGCAGGGGGGGCCUCCAGACAAGCACCGGCCAGCCAGUCAACGGGCCAGCCAUGGGGAGCUACCAGGCAGCAGACAGAGAGGGGAGAAACCAGAAGAGCAUGUACCCAGCAGGACAGACCCUACCAGCAGCACUGCAGCUCCCCAACACCAGACUGCCACUACCAGAGAUGCAAGACAAUCGGGCUGAGUGGGUGCUGACUAAUUAGCUCUCACCCCUGAGCGGUUUAACCAGGGGUUGAAGGGGGGUUGCGGUCAACAGAUGUGGUCGUUGCGGAGGGCCAUGGGGCCAGAGCCAUCGCGGGGGCGCUGUCUGCUCAGGUGGCUCGGGAUGAAGGUGUGCCGCAGGAGCACGCUGGUGUUCGCCCUGCUCUGGUUCGGCUCCUGGGUGUUCCUCAAUGGCCUGGUGUUUGUGCACCGGACCAUCCUCUCCGACUACUGCACGGAUGACAAGAGCAAGAAGAUCCUGCAGAGAGUGGUGAGUACAGUACAUGGAGACGGCGGACUCACACUUCCAUUUCGAUGUUGACACUGAACUUGAGUGUGAGGAGUAUCGCGAGGGCGCCCUAACCGGUGACCUGUGCGAGGACCUGUGCGUGAGCGGCCAGGUGGAGUACAGGCGCUGCCUUUACUACGAGAACGGUAAGAAGGUGAUCGAGGCCCGGUGGCGUGGCACGCCCGUGGUGCUCAAGUCCAAACUGGAAAACUUCUCCUCAUAUGAAAGCCUGGGUCUCCUGGAGUACCAGGACCCAGCCGAAGAGCUCUCUCCCCUGGACGUGGUCUUCUACGCCACCCUGGAGAUCAGGAACUCCCUGGGGCUGGAUAUAAGCGGCAACACCUCUCUGCCGCCGCUGUGGGGUCAGAGGCUUAGGGAGCAUGGGCAGGCCUACUCGCGGGCCGAACUAGCAUCGCUGUGGUCCCUGCUCCAGCAGGAGGAGUACACUUUCCUGAGGGUGCUGCAGGACCUCAGCCGCCACUUAGCCAAGGUGUUGGGCUCCUGCGGACACUUCUACGCUGUGGAGUACCUGUCGGCAGGCCACGCCUGGGACCAGAACAUCUUCUCGCUGGAGGAGGUAUCGGCGGGCCCACGGACGGCGAGGGACAUGGUGCACCGCAUCGCCCUCAGCUUCCUGGACAUGGCGUGGCGCUUCGACAACGACUUCUCGCACCGCCUCCACCUGUGUGACAUCAAGCCGGAGAACUUUGCUAUCCGGAAGGACCUUACGGUGGUGGCUAUAGAUGUGGACAUGGCCUUCUUCGAGCCCAAAAUGCGAGACAUCCUUGAGCAGAACUGCACUAACGACGACGACUGCAACUUCUUUGACUGCAUAUCCAAAUGCAACAUGAAGACGAACAAGUGCAGUUCCAAGCGGAGAAAUAGCAACCUGCAGGUGAUCUGUGAGAAGAUCUUUAGGCCCUGGUUCUCUCCCACGCUGCUGGGCGCCAAGGCGGGCCUCCCCCCCCAGGUGGACCUCCAGCGGGCGGUGCAGGAGUGCGUAGAGACUGCGGGGGGCGAGGACGAGGAGCAAGACCGGGCUGUCCAGAAGCGGCUGCUAGACCUCCUCACGGGCCUCCUCCACCAAGGGACAUCCUCUGAUCAUUGGGGCAAAGGGGGAGAAGAUAGAGAGGGCAUUCACCCUCACACAGCUCUUAACUUCUGAAGCAUUGCACUGUUCCCCCUCACAAAAACUAUUCAGUGGAGAAACCAACAGUAUUCGCUUCAUGAGACGCUAAUUUAACAUUUUUUUUAUGUUUUGCAUUUUGUGAGGUGGUUCCUGAGGACUGGAUGAUACUGGUUUUUGAAGUGACAAAAAAUGCUCUGAUGCUGUUAGCACUGACUAUGUGCUUUAGUACCUACAGUAAGCAGACUAUGGCAGUUUCAGAGGUAUUACUGUAGCAUCUGCCAAUAACUGAUGGUCUAUCAAGCAAGUGGUCAAUCUAUUUGAGUCAUCUUUACCUCAAAUAAAUGCAGAAACUUUCUUUUGACCCUUUUGUACAGUCGGCCUAUAAUCUCAUGAUCACUUCAGAGCUUUUUGAAAAUGUUUUGCAAUGUCUGUAUGAACGGAAGGUUUGUAGUCAUGCACCCGCUUGUGAUCCACUAGCCAAAACCACAGCUGCCUGUUGUCAGGUCCACCUUUUGUUUCAAGUAACAUGUCAACACUUUCCAGGCUAAUGGACGGGGAGAAGCAUAUAUCAGAAACUGCGCUUGGUUCCCACCAUCCGGCCUGGUCGCCUGUUCCAAUGGGAAAUAGCGAUGCUGCUGUGCGAGUACUCCCCUUAUUUCUUCAGUGGCCUUAGCUUCCAAAAAAAUCAGGUUCCCUAGGUUCUCCAGCUGGUUCACCACAGGACAGAGGGAGGAAAUAAGAUGAAGAACAGGCUUUGGACAGGAAGGGAGGGUGGGAUGGGGGGGGCAAACACAUCUCAAUCUCCAUCUCAACCAAAAAUGUACGUAAAAGUAUCGGAUUAAAUCAAGUCAAACUUUGUUUAAAGUGCAUUUAAGGUUUGAUUUGACUUUAACUUGAUUUUUGGUUGAGAUGGAGAAGUGAAUACAACACAAGUAUUAUUAACAUGUAGAUUCCAUUUAAAAUCAUCUAAAGCUUGAAACCCUAGGCAUAUCCCACUGUGGAUAUGGUUGGAAAACUCGUUUAUUAAUCAACAUUGUUUCCACGUCAUUGCAACCCAAAAUAUUUGUAUGAGUACGUGAAAACAAAUUGGGUUUGCAAAAUGUCAUCAAAUUAAGGGCAUUUCGUAUUUUUUUCACCCAACUUUUAACCUAAAUGACAUUUUUUGGUUGAAAAGGAGACUUGAAUCCAACAUAUCAAUUAUUAAUUUGUAGACAAACUGGAUUUAAUACCAGACUCAGAGGCACAGAUGGAUAUAUCCAAGAAAAAUAAACGUCUCCUUCAAAUGUUGAUAUUUGAUUGCGAUGCACGUUAAAUAGUCUAUUAAUGGUCAACAAGUUAACAUAUGAUAUGAGGAUUCACGUCUCCAUCUCAACCAAAAUUAAAAGUUAAAGAAAUAAAAUAAUAGGAAUAAGCCAGUGGCUCAGAUCUAACUAUCUAAGCAGUAGAUGCAUAUCCUUUAAAUGUUGAUAUUUGGAUACAGUGUCAACCCCCUUUUCCCUUUCCCAAACACACAAGCUGCGUGUGGGUAAAAUCACAGAGGAACCCCCCUCCAAAAAAGCCAUUUUGCAACCUACAGUGCAUUCGGAAAGAAUUCAGACCCCUUGACUAUUUCCUAAUUUUGUUAAGUUACAGCCUUAAUCUAAAAUGGAUUAAAUACAUUUGUUUCCUCAUCAAUCUACACACAAUACCCCUUAAUGACAAAGCAAAAACAGUGUUAAAAUGUUUAUUGCAAAUGUAUUACAAAGAGUCUCGAAAUUGAGGUCAGGCGCAUCCUGUUAUUUUUAUACAUUUCCCGAAAUUCUAGAGCUCUGUCAGAGUGACCAUCGUGUUCUUUGUAACCUCCCUGACCAAGGCAGUUCUCGCUCGAUUGCUCAGUUUGGCCUGGCGGCCAUCUUUAGGUAGAGUCUUGGUAGUUCCAAACUGCUUCCAUUUAAGAAUGAUGGAGGCCACUGUGUUCUUGGGGACCUUCAAUGCUGCAGACAUUUUUGGUACCCUUCCCCAGAUCUGUGCCUUGAAACAAUCCUGUCUCUGAGCUCUACUGACAAUUCCUUCAAACUCAUGGAUUGUUUUUUUCUCUGACAUGCACUGACAAGUGUGAGACCUUACAAGUGUGUACAGGUGUGCCUUUCCAAUCAAGUUGUAGAAAUUUCUCAAGGAUGAUAAAUGGAAACAGGAUGCACCUGAGCUCAAUUUCGAGUCUCAUAGAAAAGGGUCUGAAUACUUAUGUAAAAAAUGUAUUUCCAACAUGUCUAAAAGCGUGUUUUCGCUUUGUGUGUAGAUUGAUGGGGAUUUGUUUUUAUUUAAUCAAUUUAAGAAUAAGGCUGUAACGUGACAAAAUGUGGAAAAAGUAAAGGGCUCUGAAUACUUUCCGAAUGCACUGCAACUACUGUAGCUGAUAAUUAUGAAGUAAAAUGGAUGUUUUAUGUAUAUCUUCUUUCUUCUCUGUUGCUAUUGUCCUGGUUGAAAGACGGUUCAGUGAAUGGGUAAGUACACAGGUCAAUAGGGCUAACUGGCAAGCCAGCUAGCCACGAAAAAUGUACAUCUACCUUGCUUAACAUUAAUUUUAGGUCAUUUGUGCCCAUUUAACUAGCUGGCUAGCUAGAUUAUUACGGUUCACACAUCUAGCUGAUAAUUAUGAAUUAGAAUGUUUGCUUUGUGUACAUCUUGUUUCGCCUAUUGUUACCAUUGUCCUGGCUGGAAGAAGUAUCAGUGAAUGGGGAGGUGAAGAGUGAGGUUAUACAGUAGGGGGAGUGUGAGUGUUUCUCAAAUGUAAUGUUCUAUGUGUUCUCGGCCUCACAAGAACCUACUCAGGCUAUAUCACAUCCGGCCGCGAUUAGGAGUCCCAUAGGGCGGGGCACAAUUAGCCCAGUGUCGCCCAGGUUUGGGGGCAGGCUGUCAUUGUUAAUAAGAAUUUGUUCUUAACUGACUUGCCUAGUCAAAUAAAGGUUAAAUAAUAAAUAACUUUGAAGAUGCAAAA
Messenger RNA from Oncorhynchus keta (chum salmon), 6592 nucleotides. RefSeq names its product divergent protein kinase domain 1C-like. Lineage: Eukaryota; Metazoa; Chordata; Actinopteri; Salmoniformes; Salmonidae. The transcript is spliced from 4 exons. The record is from RefSeq and is a predicted model, not a curated record. The coding region runs from base 2482 to 3651 and encodes 389 amino acids.